Molecule: messenger RNA, 2004 nt
Organism: Rhipicephalus microplus (southern cattle tick)
Lineage: Eukaryota; Metazoa; Arthropoda; Arachnida; Ixodida; Ixodidae
Product: disintegrin and metalloproteinase domain-containing protein 10
Biological process (GO): Notch signaling pathway; membrane protein ectodomain proteolysis
Cellular component (GO): plasma membrane
Molecular function (GO): metalloendopeptidase activity
Source: RefSeq, a predicted model, not a curated record
AUGCAUGCAGCCCGCCGUCUCAACCGUUUCGUGCGCCACUUCGAGCCCCUGUCGUACGAGCCACGAACGGUGCACCGAGGCCACGUACGCGUGCGACGAUCACUUGGCGGCAUCCAGCCACAGCUGCAACAGCAGAACCACCAUGUUUAUGUUCGCUUCCAGGGCUUCAAUAGGUUAUUCCACCUGAAGUUGAGACCAGACACGGCCGUAUUUGACAAGGACCUCGUCGUUGAAACUGCGACGUUCGGCAAGGUGAAGCCAGACAUCGGUCACAUCUACAGCGGCGAAGUCGUCGGCGAUCCCUCCAGUCGGGUGUAUGGUGGCCUCCACAAAGGUGUCUUCGAAGGCUCCAUUCAGUCCCGCUGGGGUCGCUUCUACGUCGAAGGGGCACGCAAGUUCUUCGCUCGCCGGAUGCCUUUUCAUUCGGUGAUGUACGCCGCCGAAGACGCCGGCAUCCCCCAGCAAGGGUGGUGCGGCGUCAACGGCGAGACCACGCGAUGGAUGCAGCGGCUGGCCUUUGCCUCAGAACGGACACGGAACACCGAGUUUAAGUCUUCGAAAGCGAAACGCCACAGCGGUGACCACCUAGAGCGCUGGAUCGGCCGGCGCCCCCUAGAGCACCAAGAGCAGUCCGAGGGCUGUUACUCUGAUGGCAAUGUCUACGACGAUGGUGACGUCGACGACAUGCAAGCGGGGAAAGGCUACACGGACCGGAGGCGCCAGUCGAAAGCUGGCGGACGGCCACGGCGAACGUACCGCGUUUGCGGUCUCUACGUCCACAUUGACCACCUGCUGUACCGCCAGUUCGCCAAGAUCGACAACGACGCUGUGCGCACGCGCGAGCGCCUUUCGACCCUCAUCGCCGGUCUCACGGCAAGAGCUUCUGACAUCUUCCGGCACACGGACUUCAGCGGUGUCGAGGACGUCAGGUUCAGCGUGCACAAGAUCAAGAUCAACGAUACGACCAGUUGCCCCAGCAGAAAGAACCCAUUCUGCCUGGACAAAAUGGACCCAUCCUUAUUCCUGCUGACGGCGGCUAAGUCCGCCAACUACGACGAGUACUGCCUAGCAUAUACGUGGACAUACCGCGACUUCGAUUCGGGCGUUCUCGGUCUUGCCUACGUGGGAAAUUCGACAACGCACUCUCUGGGCGUCUGCGACAAGAACAGACUGUUACCGGAGGAUCCGACACAGCCCCAGCUGGGCCUGACGCGCCUAAGCCUGAACACCGGCAUGAUCACGUUUCUAAACUACAACGCCUAUGUGGCCCAGGCGGUCAGCGAGAUCACGUUCGCUCACGAGAUAGGUCACAACUUCGGAUCGCCCCACGACACGCCGGAUGGAAGCCCUUGCGCUCCGGGAAAUAAAAAGAACGGCAACUAUAUCAUGUACUUCAUGGCGAGUUCCGGCCUCGAGCCCAACAACCGCUUGUUUUCCACCUGCAGCAGGGGCAACAUAUCCGAAGUCAUCAAGCCUAUGGUCGAGGGCAAGUCGCCGCGCGAGAAUUGCUUUCAAGGAAAGUGCAGGGAGGCGUGCCUACACGCCAAAAUGAAGGCGGUCUGUGGCGUCAAGAUGUUGCCAGGUGCCAUCUGCGACGGCACCCGUGGUUUCUGCGACGUCUUCCAGAAGUGUCGCCGCUCUGACGAGCAAGGGCCGCUCACAAGGCUGGAGCAGGCGCUAUUUGGUGGCAAGACCAUCAAUACUGUCACGGGCUACAUAAAUCUGGAAGAAGCUUCGGGAGGAGCAUCCCUGGUGUACGCGGGAAGUUCCGGCGCUGUGCACGGAGGCAGUUUUGCAGGAAAGUGCAGAGAGGCGUGCCGACACGCCAAAAUGAAGGCGGUCUGCGGCGUCAAGAUGUUGCCAGGUGCCAUCUGCGACGGCACCCGUGGUUUCUGCGACGUCUUCCAGAAGUGUCGCCGCUCUGACGAGCAAGGGCCGCUCACAAGGCUGGAGCAGGCGCUAUUCGGUGGCAAGACCAUCAAUACUGUCACGGGCUACAUAAAU